AUGUUUUUGCCUUGCCUCCAAAUCAAGCUUUACCAUCCUCAGCAGAGCUGUAAGGGCUUUUAUGGUCAUCUUCCUCUGGGAACCAGAAGAAGACACACUGCCGACGACCCUCUCAGGCUGGGCCGUGACACAGAAGCCUGUGCCUACAUCCUGCUUGAUCCCCGGGUGUCCCAUAAGCAGCUGGCGCUCUACGCCUACCACAUUCCCCAGAGCUCAGAGAUGCUGUUUACCAUCCAGAAUCUGAGCCAGAGGGGGAAACUGUCAGUGAACACCUCAGCACUGGGAUACCUGGAGAGGAUGGAUCUGCCAGACAAAGCUCUGAUCCAGUUCUGUUUAUGUUAGUGAACUUACAGGCAAAUUGCUGUGAUGUUGUUACCUUAGAGUUCAAGCUGGCUGAGACAAAUCUGCCCUCUUUGUACCCAGUAGAUAUUAAAAAAAACUCUGAUCAUAAUAUGAUUACAGCUACAUUUAAAGUGUUUUAAAUGCAAAUGUUUUAGAACCUAAAAGCUACUUGUUUCUAUAUUUUCAGUGUAAGAAAUUAAACUGUUUUUCUGCACAUGGUUUUAGAUAAUGUUUGAUGUGACUGCCAAUUAUACACACUUUGAGUUUAUGGAAAUGGUUUAUAGAGGCCUUUACCUUGAACACAAACCAAUUUGGCUUAUUGAGACAGGUUUAUCAAGAGAUCAGAUAAAACAGUUACAGUUAUAAAGUGAUCUACAUACACGACAAAGUGCAAA
This is a messenger RNA of Neolamprologus brichardi, 737 nucleotides long. RefSeq names its product TRAF-interacting protein with FHA domain-containing protein A. The record is from RefSeq and is a predicted model, not a curated record. Gene Ontology annotation, molecular function: protein binding. Gene Ontology annotation, biological process: positive regulation of canonical NF-kappaB signal transduction. Lineage: Eukaryota; Metazoa; Chordata; Actinopteri; Cichliformes; Cichlidae.